This is a messenger RNA of Procambarus clarkii (red swamp crayfish), 711 nucleotides long. The record is from RefSeq and is a predicted model, not a curated record. Lineage: Eukaryota; Metazoa; Arthropoda; Malacostraca; Decapoda; Cambaridae.
AUGUUCCUUAAGUGUUACGACACCUGUACCACUUACGUGAACACUUACGACACCUGUACCACUUACGUGAACACUUACGACACCUGUACCACUUACGUGAACACUUACGACACCUGUACCACUUACGUGGACACUUACGACACCUGUACCACUUACGUGGACACUUACGACACCUGUACCACUUACGUGGACACUUACGAUACCUGUACCACUUACGUGGACACUUACGACACCUGCACCACUUACGUGGACACUUACGACACCUGCACCACUUACGUAAAAACUUACGACACCUGUACCACUUACGUGGACACUUACGACACCUGUACCACUUACGUGAAAACUUACGACACCUGUACCACUUACGUGGACACUUACGACACCUGUACCACUUACGUGGACACUUACGACACCUGUACCACUUACGUGGACACUUACGACACCUGUACCACUUACGUGGACACUUACGACACCUGUACCUCUUACGUGAACACUUACGACACCUGUACCACUUACGUGAACACUUACGACACCUGUACCACUUACGUGGACACUUACGACACCUGUACCACUUACGUGGACACUUACGACACCUGUACCUCUUACGUGAACACUUACGACACCUGUACCACUUACGUGGACACUUACGACACCUGUACCACUUACGUGGACACUUACGACACCUGUUUUGUACUACAAGUUAUUAUUUAA